This is a messenger RNA of Rhagoletis zephyria (snowberry fruit fly), 480 nucleotides long. RefSeq lists its product as uncharacterized. NCBI's taxonomy places the organism in Eukaryota, Metazoa, Arthropoda, Insecta, Diptera, Tephritidae. The record is from RefSeq and is a predicted model, not a curated record. Gene Ontology annotation, cellular component: plasma membrane. Gene Ontology annotation, biological process: septate junction assembly.
GGCUUUUCCGCUGCCUGCCUGGCAUUACAUUUCUACAGCUUCGACGACCGUGACAUACUGACCUCAUUCGUGGCGACGGGCACAUUUUCAGGAUACAUAAUUGUUGUUGUGGGUAUUUUUGCAGGUGUCCUAAUGCGUGCGCCCAUUCACAGACGCAUCGACAUAUUCUACAGUGUGCUAGGCUGUGGCCUCUUCAUCGCCUCGGGUGUGUUCAUAAUCGAGGCUUGGGAAUUCUCAUUUCGUACACGUACACGCGAUUUGGCGCUUAUUAAGGCCUCACUAGCCAUUGUCAAUGGCGUUCUGUUUGGUUUCGAUGCGAUAUUUACCUUUCGUGACAAAUAAGAGCGAAACACUGGAAGAAGAGGGGUAUGAAGAUAAUGAGGAGUUUCCGGAAUUGCCAGAAUUUUACAGAGUUUUUUAAAAUAUAAAAAUUGCAUUUUUGUAUUAUUAUUUUGUUUUUAUUUUAGCUCAUUAAUUUUA